AUGUUUUUGAAGGCGGGUAAAGGGAAAAAAAUAACAACAGCGAGCGUAGAUGGGCUUGGCUGUGUCGUUAUGGAGCCCCCUUUGAGCAAGAGGAACCCGACACUGAGAUUAGCGGAUUUGGCAGCGGCUCAGCCCCAUCCUCACCAGAACAUGACAGGCUUCCCGGGGCUGGGGAACCACCACGUCCACCCCCAUCACGCGGCCCACCUCCACCCCGGGGACUCGGGCGGCGACCCCGGCGGCGCCCUCACGCCGCUCGGACCCGAGCACAUGGCGCAGCCCGCCGCCCUCAAGCUCACGCCCGAGGCGCUCACCGCCGCCGCCUUCGCCGCGCCCGCCGCCACCACCUCCGCCGCCUCCGCCGCCACCGCCGCAGCCGCCACCACCGCAGCCGCCUACGCGCCGCCCGCCGCCGCCCUCCCGGGAUACCCGUCGGGGGAGGCGGCGGGCCGGGACUUCCUCCUGCGGCGGGAGCUGCCCGCCGCCGCCGCCGCCGUGCACGGGGCGCUGGGCGAGCAGCACCCGCCCGCCGGCUCCCCCCACCUUCCGCACCCGCCACCGCACGGUGUCUUCAUCUCGGCCGCCGGCACCUACGGCGCGACCGACGGGGCGCACGCCGCCUUCCCGCCGCCGCCCGGCGAGCAGGGCGCGCCCGCCGGCCGCCACCCUCCGCUCAACGGGCAGAUGCGCCUGGGGCUGGCGGCCGCCGCCGGGGAGCUCUACGGGCGUGCCGAGGCGCACUACGGGGCGGCCGCCGCCGCCUCUUCAUCCUCGGCGUUGCAAAGCUACGGCUCCGUCAACCUCAACUUGGCGGCUGCCGGCCACGGGCAUCCGCACCCGGCUGCGGCUGGGGCCUUCCUGCGAUACAUGCGACAGCCCAUCAAGCAAGAGCUGAUCUGCAAGUGGAUCGACCGGGAGCCGCCUCCUCCACCUCCGCCGCCGCCACCGGGCGGUAGGAAGCCUUGCUCCAAAACUUUCAGCACGAUGCAGGAGCUGGUGAGCCAUGUCACCGUGGAGCACGUCGGUGGGCCCGAGCAGAGCAGCCACGUGUGCUACUGGGAGGAGUGUCCCCGCGAAGGCAAGCCCUUCAAAGCGAAAUACAAACUCAUCAACCACAUCCGAGUACACACGGGAGAGAAACCCUUCCCUUGUCCCUUCCCCGGCUGCGGGAAGGUCUUCGCUCGCUCCGAAAACCUCAAGAUCCACAAGCGGACUCAUACAGGGGAGAAGCCCUUCAAGUGCGAGUUCGACGGCUGCGAGAGGAAGUUUGCUAACAGCAGCGACCGCAAGAAGCAUUCCCACGUCCACACCUCGGACAAGCCCUACUACUGCAAGAUCCGCGGCUGCGACAAGUCCUACACCCACCCCAGCUCCCUGCGCAAGCACAUGAAGAUCCACUGCAAGUCCCCGCCGCCCUCCCCGCCGCCGGGCUCCCAGGGCUACGCGGCGGCGGGACCCCCCGACGGCCCGCUGCCCCCCGAGGAUGACCCGGCAGCCGAGCCGCCCCGCGGCCGCGCCGCCGCCCUCUCCCCGCCGGUGACCAACCUCAGCGAGUGGUACGUCUGCCAGGCCGGGGGUGCUCCCCGCCGGCCCCGCACCCCCUCCAGCCGCGACACCUCCCCGGCAUCCGAGGAGGACGAGCCCCACAGGACCUCGGGAGGCAGAACUGCUCCCUAG
Sturnus vulgaris (Common starling) is the source of this 1677-nucleotide messenger RNA. The record is from RefSeq and is a predicted model, not a curated record. NCBI's taxonomy places the organism in Eukaryota, Metazoa, Chordata, Aves, Passeriformes, Sturnidae.